Molecule: messenger RNA, 2247 nt
Organism: Plasmopara halstedii
Lineage: Eukaryota; Oomycota; Peronosporomycetes; Peronosporales; Peronosporaceae
Product: WD40 repeat-containing protein
Exons: 1
Coding region: 1-2247 (748 amino acids)
Biological process (GO): mRNA splicing, via spliceosome
Molecular function (GO): protein binding
Source: RefSeq, a predicted model, not a curated record
AUGAGCGAUGUGCCGACGCCACUACCCCCUUCAAGCGGUCUAGCCAGUAAUACAAACUCAAGGUCUGCAAGUGCCCCAUGGUCUCACGUUGGUCACCACCGCACUAGAAUCUCUCCGGAAGCAACAUUUGACGAGCAGGACUCGCAGAUCAAACACGAGCUGCUAGCGCUCAUCACUCAGUACUUGCAGCAGGAAGGUUAUACCAUGUCCAGCGCAACGAUACAGGAUGAAUCGAAUGUCAAGUAUCAUGGAAGAAUGCAGGAGCGAGAUGCGUUGCGUCGCCUGAGUCUUGCUAUUAUGGAUGGGGAUUGGGAUCUUGUGGCCAAGCUGUUGGGAAAGCACCUUAAGAAGUUUCACGCUGCCCACCAAGGGUUUCUGUACGCCGUCUGUAAGCAGGAAUAUCUUGAAUUAAUUGAUCGACAGGAGUACCAAAAGGCGUUUACUUUCCUCACGACACAUUUGAAACCGCUUGAGAAGGUUGCUGUUGCGACGAGUUCCAGUCGCCAUGAAUUUAAAGAGCUUUGCUACCUGCUCACUUGCAAGGCUGUCGGUGAGUCUGAUGGAUUUCGAGACUGGGAGGGAGUCGUGAGGUCGAGAGAAAAGCUUGUCGAGCAGCUGAGAGCUACUUUUGCUUUGGAAGAGGUCAUUUCCCCCCAACAGGAUGGAGAUACGACUUUGACGGCUCCACAAAUGGCCAUGCCGGACAACCGACUGAUGCAGUUGCUGCAUCAAAGUGUGGCGUAUCAAAUGGAAUUCAGUCGAUAUCAUCCCAAGACAAUCCCUAAAGUUACGACAUUGUUGAGAGAUUUUGAAUGUGAUGUGCUGCCAAACGCGGUAAAAUGUACGUAUAUAGGUCACUCGCAAAACGUAAAGUUUGUCACGUUUGUGGGCACGGAUGGCGAGCUGUUAGCUUCAGGAUCUAGUGACGGCACGAUUAAGCUUUGGCCUACUGAAGUGUUGGGAUUCAAAAAGGAGAGCGGGGACGAACAAAUGGAAGAAUCGACGGGCACAAUUUGCCGACAGUGGACGCGUGAUUUGCUUGGACACUCUUCAAGAAUCUGGUACCUUUCUGCAAGUCCAUCGGGUGAACGUCUCUACUCAGGAUCUGGUGACGGCACGGUGAAGGUUUGGGACUUGCGCACAGCCUUAGAUGAGCGUGUUGCGACCCAGCAGGCUCUGGAAGAAGACGCUGAUGGUUUCAUUGGUCUUUGCGAAGCUGAUGCUACGAGUUCCGCUGUCGAAGCUGCAGCGUCUGCCUCGACCGUGGAACUCGUAGCAUCAGCUACAUAUAAUGGUACUUCGACGAUUGCUGCUUCGAGCUCCUUGCCACACAAUCUUUCAGUUACUUCCGCCGAGUGCUUAGCUACGCUCAUCAGUCCAAAUGGAGGCGAUGUGUAUACUGUAAACUUGCACCCGAGCGAGACACAUUUGGUGACAGGAGGCUACGAUCAGAGUGUGCGGUUAUGGGACAUUUCCACCGGUGCAGUUGUCAAGGCUUUUCGUGGUCACUUCGCGUCUGUGUGCGAUGCCCAAUUUAAUAGACAUGCGAACUUUAUUGUAAGCGGGUCAAAAGAUGGCACCAUUCGGUUGUGGGAUAUCCUCAGUGGAUUGUGCGUUCAUACGUUGCGUCAGACACUUGGAGAAGUCACGUCUAUUGCAAUGGCAUUAAAUGGCUACACGUUGUUGAGUGGUUCGCGCAAUAAUAGCAACCGAUUGUGGGAUUUACGCAUGCUUAACUCUCCACGAGCUCAUCUGUCUACUGGGAUCAGAAGUGUGGCAUCAAGUGGUGGCUCAAGUGGAUCACUAAAUGGUUUUGCGAUAGGAGGUAAUGGAGGCAUUAUCAAUGGCUACGCUCCGGUCAGUGGAGUUGGAAUUUCGUUAGGUGCUGGCUAUGGAAGCAGUCACAGCCUGAGUGGAAGCAGUAGUGUCAGCGGAGGUAUCACCAGUUUUUCUGGGAGUCGCCAUGCAGAGCAGCGUCCACUGCAACGUUUCAAGGGACAUCAAAAUACUGCCAAAAAUAUCGUACGAGCAUCAUUCGGUCCACGUGACAGCUUUGUUUUAGGUGGUUCUGAGGACGGUUUUGUGUAUGUGUGGGAGGUGGCAACUGGCAAAUUACUGGAACGGCUCUCUGGCCACCGUGGUGUGACGUAUAAUGCUCGCUGGCACGAGAAACAGGCAUUGCUUGCUUCGAGUUCACAUGACGGCACUGUAAAGACCUGGUGGUGGCAAGAUAAGGCUUAUCCCUAG